ACAGUCACCGAUGCUGAGGAGAACUGGUGAGUACCGUUUCUCUCCUGCGCUAAUUCUACUGCGCUCCUCUAAUCGUUCCAUUCUUUCAGACGCCGAUUGUGCCAGGGAUAAUUGUGCAUGUUUCCAUGCGCACACGUUCGGCACUUACGGUACUUGAGUUUCCUCAGUCACCGAUGCUAAGGAGAUCUGGGCCCAGAGGAAAAGUCACGCGGAGUUCCUGAACGGCGUGCACGUGCAAUGGGAAUCCUCGCCACUUCGAACACUAACGACUCCAUCAUUCGACCAUUGGGAUUUUACGUUAUCGGAUUUAGGGAUUUUAAAUUUGCUGAUUUAUAUUUAACUUUUCUCGGCUUCAUUUAUAUUGUAACAAUUUUGUGCAACUCCUUUAUCAUUUCCAUUAUAUGGACAGAUCAGCGCCUGCACACUCCGAAGUACAUCGCGGUGGCUAAUUUAGGGGUUGUCGACUUGAUGUACAGUACAUCCUUUAUUCCUAGUGCGAUCAAGACUGUUUUCACGAAAGAUACCUUCAUGUCCUACAAUGCAUGUUUGACACAGAUGUUUUUUUACUACUGUUCUGUGGCACUAGAAUCAUUUUCCCUCGGUGUACUUGCCUACGACAGGUUAAUUGCGAUAUGUUUCCCCCUGCGGCAUAGUAGCAUCAACACUCCCACAGGCAUGAUCAGUAUUUUAGCGAUUGUUUGGUCGUUUUGUGUCAGCGCCCUGGUGUUCUUGGUCUUGAUCUUGUCAAAACUGUCUUUUUGUAAUUCACUCACGGUGUACAACUUUUUCUGUGAGUAUGCAGCCGUGUUCAUACUAUCGUGCAAUGAUUACACACUGCAAUGGGCCGCUGGCUCUUCUUUGAGUAUAGUAAUCUUGUUUGGGCCACUUAGUUUUAUCGUCGUGUCAUACGGCUGGAUUUUGAGUGUCGUGUUUAGAAUGAAAACUGUGGAGAGCAGGUACAAAGCACUGGCAACCUGCACAGAGCAUCUCACCGUGGUGGCCAUUUUCUACGUGCCGACCUUAACAGUGUACAUCAUUGAGCUUUUCUUAUUUCUCAUGCAUCCAAAUGCCAAAAUGCUCAACUUGUCGUUAGCCUCGUGCAUCCCGUCCUGUCUGAACCCCAUUGUGUAUUCUCUGGCAACCAAAGAAAUCAGAAACAGAAUACUGGCUAUGCUCCAGAAAGUCAAAGUAGCAGCGUGGACAGGACAGGCAUAGCGCCAAACCCUACAGCGAAAAUACAUUAUUCAAACAAAUGACAUUAAUUAAUUUUAGGCCCUGGGGUUUCAAUGCAUUUUCUUGGAAAUAGGAAAUCAUUACCCGACCAACACAAUUCCAGGUGAAAGUUUUAGCGUUGCAUUGUGCACUUAGUUACUGUUUUGUGCCAUUUUGUUUUAUUGUCUUUAUUGUCUUGUGGUGUUCUUGUGCAAUAAUGUAAUAUAAUACCACUCCAUUUUCAGUGAGAGUUUGUAGUUACAGUUACAUUGACACUUUACACCUUAUAUUAACAUUGUAUGGUUGACUUUCAAUAAAUUGUUUAACUGAAAAAAUGACAAACACCCUGCAUAAACCCACAUGAAGGGAGCCAAAUGUACUUUGCGUUUUUUUUUUUUUUGCGUUUAAAAUAUGUAUUAUUUUCUGUAUAUUAUGAGAUUUGUCAGUUAAAUCUGAAAAUAUGAACUAAAAGGUUUAUUUAGCAUGGCUGUUAAGUCUGAAAAAACAGACUCAUAUUUAGCAUAACUCUUUGAGGGAAUGCCAUAUUUAGGCUAAAUCUGAAGGU
Messenger RNA from Anguilla rostrata (American eel), 1777 nucleotides. Its product is annotated as olfactory receptor 52B2-like. Bases 238 to 1215 code for a protein of 325 amino acids. The record is from RefSeq and is a predicted model, not a curated record. Gene Ontology annotation, molecular function: G protein-coupled receptor activity; olfactory receptor activity; odorant binding. The transcript is spliced from 2 exons. Gene Ontology annotation, cellular component: membrane. Gene Ontology annotation, biological process: G protein-coupled receptor signaling pathway; detection of chemical stimulus involved in sensory perception of smell. NCBI's taxonomy places the organism in Eukaryota, Metazoa, Chordata, Actinopteri, Anguilliformes, Anguillidae.